CUGAUAUCCACCUGAGUAUCAGAUCUUUAAUGCCUAGAAGUGAUUGUACUGAAGAAAGUAAACUUAUCAAUUAAAAACAAUUUGGCUUUGUAAUGCUUUUUCUCAACUCUUGUUUUUGUUCUCUGACUUUUAUCAAGUUUCCUUGCACUGGAAGGGAAAUAAUGCUCCAUUCUACACUGGCCUUGUCCCUCCUGCUAAUUGCAGUCACUUCCAACCUUGCCAUGGCAAUUAAAAAGGAAAAACGAGCGCCUCAGACCCUGUCAAGAGGGUGGGGAGAUGAAAUUACAUGGGUACAAACUUAUGAAGAAGGACUUUAUCAAGCAAAGAAAAGUAACAAGCCGCUGAUGGUAAUUCAUCAUUUGGAAGACUGUCAAUACUGCCAAGCACUGAAGAAAGCUUUCGCAGAAAAUGAAGAAAUACAGGAAAUGGCCCAAAAUAACUUCAUUAUGCUGAAUCUCAUGCAUGAAACUACAGACAAAAACCUGUCACCUGAUGGACAGUACGUGCCUCGAAUCAUGUUUGUAGACCCAUCUCUCACAGUAAGAGCUGAUAUCACAGGAAGAUACUCCAACCGGCUGUACACGUACGAGCCGCAGGACAUGAUGUUCCUAAUAGAGAACAUGAAGAAAGCACUACGCCUCAUUCAGACAGAACUGUAACCAGUAACAGUGAAAUGAGCAGAACCUCCACGAGAUUUGGCAAGAUUUCCCUGUCUGUGGUCAUACCCUCUUUUGAGCACGCCGGAGAUAUUCUGGAGAAAGGACUGCAAACUAGCUACCAGAGGGUAGCCACAGCAGCCAUUCACCUUCCUUUUCUCCAGGCUACACAACCUCUGCCACUCCUCCAGGAGCUUUGUGUUCCAGACCCUCCACCAGCUCCAUUGCCCUUCCCUGGAUGCGCUCCUGCCUUAUUGGCCUUGCCCCAACCCUUACCCAUAAACAUCAACCCUGCCAUCACCAUCACGAAGCUCUAGGU
Messenger RNA from Zonotrichia leucophrys gambelii, 975 nucleotides. RefSeq names its product anterior gradient 3, protein disulphide isomerase family member (gene AGR3). Gene Ontology annotation, molecular function: dystroglycan binding. The record is from RefSeq and is a predicted model, not a curated record. Lineage: Eukaryota; Metazoa; Chordata; Aves; Passeriformes; Passerellidae. Bases 93 to 659 code for a protein of 188 amino acids. Gene Ontology annotation, cellular component: endoplasmic reticulum. The transcript is spliced from 9 exons.